GGGAGUUGACCGUUUCCUACCACCAACAAGGGGGCAUUAACUUAAUUUUUCUGUUUCGGAGUUCCACUGAGUGUGAGGAGUUGCAGCAGCAGCAGCACCUUGGAGCCGUUGUGUGGUGACAGCAACGUCAUAACCCUGAGGCAACCAACUAGCUAGCCCACAGCAAACCAAGCAAGCAACAAGCCUAUCUAUUGCUAUUGAUAUCAAGUUUGUUAAUAGUAGUGUUGUUAUCUGAUAGUGUUGUAAUCAAGAUGCCCAUCAAUCUCCAGAACCACCGCACGUCGAACGCCAAGCUGUUCAGCGUAAGCGGCAACAAGCAAAAGCUGCACACAGCCGCGUCCUUUCAGAAGAAGAAGAAUGCGAAUUUGAAGGUUGGCAAGAGUUCUAGUGGCACAGGGAGUGCGCUGCUGAACCGUAUGAUCAACAAUCAGUCUUUAGCAGCAGCAGCUAGUAAUCCCUCGCGACGACGUCAUUCGAUGACUGGCAAUUCUGGGAUCAAUGGCAGUACACACAGUGCUACGGGUAGUACUACGAGUGGUCGAGAGGGGAGUGUGAGUCCCUUGCGACGAUCGGUAGGAGAUGCGCCGUCUCCGCCGCAACAACAGCAACCGCCUCAUAUAGGUCAAGUGGCAAUCACGCCUAAGGGUAGCAGUCACGAACGGAAAAUCAAAAAGUCUGCCAGUGGGGACACUUCUUUGGAUCCUCCCCAUUUGUUUCGCAGUUCUAGUACCAGCAGCAACAAGAAGAAGAACAUGAGACGUUCUCGAUCGUUUGAUAAGGAAAAAACGCUCUCCAGUCUCAUGCCGUCCGCCAUUGUUACUUGUUCGCUCGCCAUGAAACCCAGAAACUUUCUCAGAAGAGGAUCUGGAGAUUCAGCAAGAUCCAACAAUACCGCUCCUCCUUCUGCCAACACCAAUACUACCAACACCUCCACAUCCUCCAAGAAAGGCAGAUCCACCAGUACUGGAGCGCUACCCGACUGCGAACCAGAAUCUCCUCGAGAUACCCUCAAAGCCAAGCGAAGACAACUCCGACGAAACACACUCUCGGGAGAUCUACCCUUUGUCCCAGACACUCCACCCUCUUCUCUACUCAAUAUCUCUACAGAUGAUCCAGAAGAUGUUUCCAAUCGAUUCUUGAGUGAUGACGACGAUAGUGAUGACGAUUCGCUCUUUAGUAUGAGUGAGGAGCAUUAAUGAGUCAACAGCAACAAACACAACAAGACACGCACACAAGUAGUAGUACAUAACCACACGCAUCAUCACAAACAAACAAACAAACACACAGAAGAAAACAAAAACAACAACAAAAGAAAGAGACAAACAAGUAGAAGGAACCAGUUUUGACACCUGCAAAAUAAUAAUAUAAUAACAAUUACAACAUGCUCAUCAUUCAUCAUGUACGGUAUGAUGUAGCAAUCACAAUUCUGUCUUGGCAUGUAAGUGUACUGUCAUUCG
Molecule: messenger RNA, 1457 nt
Organism: Seminavis robusta
Lineage: Eukaryota; Bacillariophyta; Bacillariophyceae; Naviculales; Naviculaceae
Source: the annotation of a GenBank genome assembly